CGACUGAGAGAGAGAGAGAGAGGGGGAGAGAGGCAUUUGAUUCCAAACAGUUUCUUGUUUCGUUUUCUAUCCAAACAAACAAACAAACUCAGAACAAACCUCCCACUUCUCUUUCCUCACGUUUCCACCGAUUCUUCUCUCUUUCUCUCGUUUUCUUUCUCCCAAGGAUUUUGGUACAAUUGACUACGGAAGAAAGGAAGGAGUUUCUCUCCUUUAUUGUUGCUUCAGGUAGCUGGUGUGCAACCACGUGGAAUUAAUGCAAAUGGAAGUUUCUUCAGUGGGUGGCAGCAUAUAUUGCUUGGCCCACCAAGUUGAUGUGGCAUAAUGGAAGGAGAAAUUAUCCAAGAACUACUACAACUUUUUGCUGGGGAUUGAUGAAAAAUUCUUCAAUGGUAGACUUUAAAGGCAGUUACCAUCCAGCCAUAUCUUAUAGGGCCAUACAACCCUCUGAUUUGACUAUGCUUCAAAAGAUCCACAGUGAUCUAUUCCCUAUCAGGUAUGAAUCUGAGUUCUUCCAUAACGUUGUUAAUGGGCAUGAUAUUGUCUCUUGGGGUGCUGUUGAUCGCAGUCGAUCCAAUGGACAAAGUGACGAACUUAUUGGAUUUGUUACUGCACGAAUUGUUCUGGGAAAAGAUAGCGAGAUAGAAGACUUGCUCAGAUAUGGCUCCUCAAAGUCAGAUCAAACACUAGUUUACAUUUUGACACUUGGUGUGGUACAAUCAUACAGAAACCUUGGGAUAGCGUCUUCGCUUGUUCGAGAAGUUAUCAAAUAUGCCUCAAGUAUUCAAACAUGCCGAGCAGUUUACCUCCAUGUGAUUUCUUAUAACAACCCUGCCAUCCGUUUCUACCAGAAAAUGUCUUUCCAGUGUGUGGGACGGUUGCGUGGUUUUUAUUUCAUUAACGGUCGGCAUUAUGAUUCUUUCUUAUUCAUCUACUAUGUCAAUGGAGGCCGAUCACCUUGCUCACCACUGGAGCUUGUCGCACUGUUGGCGACGUACUUGAGGAGUGGGCUUAAGCUGGUGGUUGCAAAGCUAUGGAAAAACGACGGUAAGAAGGUUUCUAGAUGGAGUGGUGGUAGUAAAGAAAGCCGUUGCCUUAUACCAGCGAUUCAAAGUAAGAAAAUGCUCAUGGCAGAGGGUACCGGAUUUCAGUGUGUUUAGCUGUGGCUGAUGAUGUUACAAUGGACGGGCUCAGUGGUCAAUACUAAUGGAUCUUCUCUCUCUCUUCUGUAACAUCUGGUGUAUGUCUAGAGUCUGUAACUUCUGGUGUAUGUCUAGUCUAGAGCAAAUAAAUAAUGUGUAGUUGCAACUCCAUGCUAUGCAAAAGGUUUGUGUCUUUGCAAUUAUAUACUUACAUGGAGAAGGUGAUUUUAGGUUUUGCUUGUAA
Messenger RNA from Diospyros lotus (date-plum), 1386 nucleotides. RefSeq names its product histone acetyltransferase MCC1. Lineage: Eukaryota; Viridiplantae; Streptophyta; Magnoliopsida; Ericales; Ebenaceae. The record is from RefSeq and is a predicted model, not a curated record. The transcript is spliced from 6 exons. Gene Ontology annotation, molecular function: histone acetyltransferase activity; protein-N-terminal amino-acid acetyltransferase activity. Gene Ontology annotation, biological process: N-terminal peptidyl-methionine acetylation. The coding region runs from base 315 to 1160 and encodes 281 amino acids. Gene Ontology annotation, cellular component: Golgi membrane.